Messenger RNA from Nezara viridula (southern green stink bug), 1793 nucleotides. NCBI's taxonomy places the organism in Eukaryota, Metazoa, Arthropoda, Insecta, Hemiptera, Pentatomidae. The record is from the annotation of a GenBank genome assembly.
CUUUAAUCCUGACAAGAAUUGACAGGAUUUUUCAAACCUUUUCUUGACUUGCUGCAUGAUUAGCUCUUUUUAUUAACUCUGUUCAGUUUUAGUUACUAAUUUUGCAGAAAAAUGGCUCCUCUUAAGACACUUAAUAAGCAACAACUUCCAGCUAAUAAUGUGAAUAUAGGAGGAGUUAAAACAAGGAGUCAUCUUACCUCAAUGAAAAAAGAAGUUCUCCCGAAGAGAAAAGCUGACGAUUCACCCUUAAAAAGAGCUACUGUUAAAAGAUCAGCAUUAGUUGACAUAAAAAAUGAAUUAAAAGAAAAUGUUGAAAAUGAAAAAGGGGUUUAUCAAAAGACUGCUGUUAAUAGAAAAACCUCUGUCACAGCUAAUGUGCCCAAGAAACCAUUGGGCACUCUUAAUGUUAAAAAAACCGUUUCCUGGAUACCUAAAAAAGAAGCAACUAAAGUCAGUAUAUCUAACCCAGUUCAGGUUAAGGUCACAGAAAGCCUCUUACCAAAACCGAAAAUGGUCGAGAAAAUACUGAUAAACAAAAAGCCUGAGAUAGCUCCUGCUGCAACAAAGAAAACAGAAAUCUUAUCUACCUUGUCGACUGGUGUUGUAACAAGAAGAGCUAGUCGAAGUUCUGAACUGGAGAAAUCGUCUGAAAGUUCAUUAUAUGUAUCUGCUCUAGAGGAUUUGAAUCUUGAUGAAAACAAGAAAGUAUCAUCGAAGCGUCAAGUGCGGAAACCCAAACCACCACUUGGUGUUGACGAUUAUGAUCAGGAACAAAUGAGUGAUUUAGGAAGUGUUGCUAUGUAUGCAAUGGAUAUUUUCAACUAUCUUAAAUCAAGAGAGAAUCACUUCAAGAUUAAUGAUUAUAUGUGUAAACAGACUUCCAUUAACAAAUCAAUGAGAGCACUGCUCAUUGAUUGGAUGGUGGAAAUCCAAGAAAAUUUUGAAUUGAACCACGAAACUUUAUAUCUUGCGGUUAAAAUUGUUGAUUUAUAUCUUUCCAAAGUUAAAAUUCAAAAAGAAGACCUACAACUUGUUGGGUGUGCUAGUUUAUUUAUUGCCUCCAAAUAUGAUGAGAGAAUUCCUCCCAUGCUUGAUGAUUUCUUGUACAUUUGUGAUCAUUUGUAUGAUGCUAAAGAUGUUUUAAGUAUGGAGAUAAAGCUACUUAAAAACCUGGACUUUCAAUUAGGAAUACCAUUAUCUUAUAGAUUUUUAAGAAGAUACGCAAGAUGUGCCAAAAUAGACAUGCCAUUACUAACAUUAGCGAGAUUCAUCUUGGAAUAUUCAUUAAUGGAUUAUUCGACUGUAACUUAUUCAGAUUCAAAAAUGGCUGCUGCGGCACUUCUGUUGGCUAUUAUCAUGAAACAAGGAGGAAGGUGGACACCUACUCUGGAAUAUUAUUCAGGAUAUAAGGUUGACGACUUUAAAGACGUCGUUAUUGCCCUGAAUGGAGUACUCCAUAAAAAACAAAAUGAUAAAAUCAAAACUGUCAGAACAAAAUAUUCUCACAAAAUAUUUUUUGAAGUUGCCAAAAUACCCCUCGUAGACGAUUUGAAGUUGUAGCCGAUAUACUAAACAGUGAAGACAGUAAGGGAAAAAUUUAGAUCCUCAUACACCUGCUGACUGUGGAUAGCCACAGUUUAUUUAAUGACAUUGGGCCAUUUGAAACUGUUCUUGAAGUCGGUGGGAACUUCAUGUUUAUAGCCUAGUUGGACCCUAAGAGAUCGUUGACGGAGAUAAAUAGUCCAACUGCUAAAAGAGUGUAAUAUUUGAAUAAAAUUUUUAUGUUCGAUCCU